Molecule: messenger RNA, 1855 nt
Organism: Cyclopterus lumpus (lumpfish)
Lineage: Eukaryota; Metazoa; Chordata; Actinopteri; Perciformes; Cyclopteridae
Gene: tph2
Product: tryptophan hydroxylase 2 (tryptophan 5-monooxygenase)
Exons: 11
Coding region: 44-1555 (503 amino acids)
Biological process (GO): aromatic amino acid metabolic process; serotonin biosynthetic process
Cellular component (GO): neuron projection
Molecular function (GO): iron ion binding; tryptophan 5-monooxygenase activity
Source: RefSeq, a predicted model, not a curated record
CGGCAGGCUGGAGCCCUGGUACUCCUACACCCACUGGUUCCCCAUGGCCUCGUCCCACGUGAGGAAGCCCGGUCCGGAGCCGGUGCCCCGCAUGCAGCCCGCCAUGAUGAUGUUCUCCAGCAAGUACUGGUCCAGGAGGGGGCUAUCUCUGGACUCGGCCAUGUUCCACCAGCAGCAGCAGCGUCACACCGGGGGGCAGAUGUCGAGGCGUCCAUCCUUCUGUCCCAUCAACGAGAUGCCGGACAAAGAGAGCGCUGAGGAUUGUGGGAAGACGGCGGUGGUGUUUUCUCUGAAGAACGAGGUGGGCUGUCUGGUCAAAGCCCUCAGGCUCUUCCAGGAGAAGCAAGUGAACCUGAGUCACAUCGAGUCUCGGUUGUCAAAGCGAGUCGUGAACGAGGUGGAGAUCUUUGCCGACUGCAGCUGCAGUAAAAAAGAGUUUGAUGAGCUGCUGCAACAUCUCAGAGACCACGUGAACAUCAUCUCCUUCAACACACCGGCACACGUGUGGUCUGCGGAGGCAGAUGGAGACGAUGUUCCCUGGUUCCCGAUGAAGAUCUCUGAGUUGGAUCAGUGUUCCCACAGAGUGUUGAUGUAUGGAUCAGAGCUGGACGCAGACCACCCUGGCUUUAAGGAUGAAGUUUAUCGGCAGAGGAGGAAAUACUUUGUGGAAGUGGCCAUGAAUUACAAAUUCGGGCAGCCCAUCCCUCGUAUCGAGUACACCCCAGAGGAGGUCAGGACGUGGGGAGUGGUCUUCAGAGAGCUGACCCAGCUGUACCCGACUCACGCCUGCAGAGAAUACCUGGAGAACCUGCCGCUGCUCAGCAAAGACUGUGGUUACCGAGACGACAAUAUCCCCCAGCUGGAGGACGUCUCCCUGUUUCUCAGAGAGAGGUCUGGUUUCACUGUGCGACCAGUAGCAGGUUACCUGUCCCCCAGAGACUUCCUUGCUGGUUUGGCCUACAGAGUGUUUAACUGCACUCAGUACGUUCGUCACAGCACCGACCCGCUGUACACACCUGAGCCAGACACCUGCCACGAGCUGCUAGGUCACGUUCCUCUGCUGGCAGAUCCAAAGUUCGCUCAGUUCUCUCAGGAGAUCGGACUCGCGUCUCUGGGAGCUUCUGAUGAGGACGUUCAGAAACUGGCCACAUGUUAUUUCUUCACUAUUGAGUUUGGACUCUGCAAACAGGAAGGUCAGCUGAGAGCUUAUGGAGCCGGUUUACUGUCUUCUAUUGGGGAGCUGAGGCAUGCCCUCUCAGACCGGGCCCGGGUGAGGACCUUUGACCCCAGGACCACCUGCACCCAGGAGUGCCUCAUCACCUGCUUCCAGGACGUCUACUUCGUGUCCGAGAGCUUUGAGGAGGCCAAAGAGAAGAUGAGGGAGUUUGCGAAAUCGAUAAAGAGGCCAUUCUCUGUGUACUACAACCCGUACACUCAGAGCAUCGACCUGCUCAAAGACACCCGCGGCAUCGAGAACGUGGUGCAGGACCUCCGCAGCGACCUCACCACGGUGUGUGACGCGCUGGGGAAGAUGAACACCUACAUGGGCAUCUAACACCUGAGGCUGAGCUCUGAUUGUAAACACCGCCUGUGUUCAUGUCUCUGAGCUCUGAUUGGUUUAAACAUCACCUGUGUUCAUGUCUCUGAGCUCUGAUUGGUUUAAACAUCACCUGUGUUCAUGUCUCUGAGCUCUGAUUGGUUUAAACAUCACCUGUGUUCAUGUCUCUGAGCUCUGAUUGGUUUAAACAUCACCUGUGUUCAUGUCUCUGAGCUCUGAUUGGUUUAAACAUCACCUGUGUUCAUGUCUCUGAGCUCUGAUUGGUUUAAACAUCACCUGUGUUCAUGUCUCUGAGCU